Loa loa (African eye worm) is the source of this 172-nucleotide messenger RNA. RefSeq lists its product as hypothetical. The record is from RefSeq and is a predicted model, not a curated record. The annotation marks the transcript as partial. The transcript has a single exon. NCBI's taxonomy places the organism in Eukaryota, Metazoa, Nematoda, Chromadorea, Rhabditida, Onchocercidae.
AUGCAUUGUAAUUCGACGAUAAUUGAUACGACUGAUCUAACACAGUGGGCUGAUCAAGAGCCUAGGCUAAAAUUACCUAUAACAAAGGCUACACUAGAAAAAGCGGUACGAUUGGGUGCUAAACACGCGAAACGUUUGAAUGAAGUAGAAGCAGACCGGAUCAGGAAACAAG